GAAGAGUCUUCAUGGAUUCCAACUGAAGAUUCCUACAAGAAAGUGAAGGGAAGAUGUUGUUUUAGACUCAGGAGACUGUAUAGAUUUGGUGAUCAAAGACUCGAACUAAGACUCAGUUUCACCAACAGAUGGCAGCAGAGAGCUCCUUCCCUAGAGCUCCCACAAGGCCUGGUCUACACUAGCGGGGGGUGUCGAACUAAGACCCAGUGCUUGUGAUAGGGGAAGUAGUUCCUGUUAAAGGCAUCCAGGGAAAUCCCCAAGGCCUCAGCUGGGACAUGGGCCACCCUCAGCCUUUGGGACUGGCCUCCUAGCCAGGUGACAGCAUGAAGCUCAGUCCAUCACCACCCCAAGUGGCUCCAGGAACCUGAUGGACUCAGCAGGCAGGUGAGAUGCAUCCGGGCCACGGCAACCAGUCCUUCACCACCGAGUUCGUCUUCCGCCCCUUUUCGUCCGUGCCUACGACACAGCAGCUCCUCUUGGUGCUCUUCCUCCUGCUCUACCUGACCAUCAUCAUCAGCAACGCCUCCGUCCUCUGGGUGGUCUGCACCGACCACACCCUUCACUCCCCUAUGUACUUCUUUCUGGGCAGCCUCUCAGGGCUGGAGCUGUGCUACACCACUGUGGUAGUGCCCCAGAUGCUGGUCAGUGUCUGGGAUGCCCACACCACCAUCCCUGUGGCCAGCUGCGGGGCCCAGAUGUUCUUCUUUGUGGCCCUCGGCAGUGCUGACUGCUUCCUGCUGGCAGUCAUGGCCUACGACCGGUACGUGGCCAUCCGGCACCCGCUGCGCUACGCCCUCAUCAUGACACGACAGCUCUGCCGGCGGCUGGUGGUCGCUGCGCUGUUCCUCGGGGGGCUGCUCUCACUGGAGCUGACGGCCCUGGUCUUUGCCCUGCCCUUCUGCAGUCGCCAGAUCAACCACUUCCUGUGCGAUGUGCCGCCCGUGCUGCGCCUGGCCUGCGGCGACACGCGCCUCCACCAGACUGUGCUGUUCAGCGUGGGCGUGGCUGUGCUGGCCAUCCCCUUCCUCCUGAUUUGCCUCUCCUACGCCCUCAUCACGGCUGCCGUGCUGCGCAUCCGCUCGGCCGAGGGCCGGCGCCGCGCCUUCCACACCUGCUCCUCCCACCUGACGGUGGUGCUGCUGCAGUACGGCUGCUGCGGCCUGGUCUACCUGCGCCCCAAGGCCGACUCAGCAGAGGACGAGGACCGACAGAUCGCUCUGAUCUACACCUUUGUCACACCGUUGCUCAACCCCCUCAUCUACAGCUUGAGGAACAAGGACAUCAAGCAGGCCCUGAGCAGAGCUGUGAGGCGGGCACUGGCAUCCCAGCCUCAGUGAGGGGCUGGACGGCCAUGUCUCUGCAACCAGUCCCUGCCCCCCACACCAUGGGCAGACUCAGGCCAGGCCUGCCAGCCCCAUCCCUGCCCCUCUGCAAUGGGGAGACGCAGGUUCCACUGUUAGGCCUGGUCACUCCAUGCAGCAGAAGCCACCUGUUUCUAUGCCACAGGCAGGAGGCAGGAUGGAUGCCCGAUCAGGGGUGCCCGAUUUGGGAGCACAACAUACAGGCUCUGAAAUGAAGCCCUAGUUCUGCAGUGCAUGAGGUGCAUGGACAGGAGAAAUCAGAGGAUCAGGGUGAAAACUAGUGUCAGCCUGUGGCUGCUAUAGAGAAGGAGCUCUCUGCCACCAUCUCCUGGUGAACUGGAGAAAAAGGCACAAUGCCUGACCUCAUUUGCACAUUUGUUACCGGCCCUUCCAAUGUAAACAACAUUUUGGUCAUUCUGAUUAAAAUACAAUUAACUUUGGGGGAUGAGGAUAUG
Messenger RNA from Mauremys reevesii (Reeves's turtle), 1816 nucleotides. Its product is annotated as olfactory receptor 10Q1-like. Gene Ontology annotation, molecular function: G protein-coupled receptor activity; olfactory receptor activity. Gene Ontology annotation, cellular component: membrane. The transcript is spliced from 5 exons. Gene Ontology annotation, biological process: G protein-coupled receptor signaling pathway. NCBI's taxonomy places the organism in Eukaryota, Metazoa, Chordata, Testudines, Geoemydidae. The record is from RefSeq and is a predicted model, not a curated record. Bases 390 to 1337 code for a protein of 315 amino acids.